Molecule: messenger RNA, 9251 nt
Organism: Anoplopoma fimbria (sablefish)
Lineage: Eukaryota; Metazoa; Chordata; Actinopteri; Perciformes; Anoplopomatidae
Gene: tcf20
Product: transcription factor 20
Exons: 5
Coding region: 302-7675 (2457 amino acids)
Biological process (GO): regulation of transcription by RNA polymerase II
Cellular component (GO): nucleus
Source: RefSeq, a predicted model, not a curated record
UUGAAGAAGUAAGACUUUUACCAUUUGGCCUUUUUCAUAAAUUUAUACAACCAUUGUCUGUUCAACCUCACUACCUACUUUCUGUUACAAAAAAGUGAUCAUAACAUCUGCGAUAUAUAUUCCUCAGCUUGAACUAUUUGGGUUUUUCAAAGCAUUUCCUUGAUUUACUACCAAGCCCUAGACUGUCUUUUCUUUGUCAUUUAUGGUUACUGCCGUAAGCCUUCCAGUUUGUGAUCAGAAGCAUUCCCUGGUAUAGAUACUGACAGUUAUUUCCGUUUUUAAUCCAGACUUGGAAAAAACAAUGCAGAAUUUUUCCAAUAGUCCGGUUCCCUCUUCGCUCCCCCCGGGGUUUAGUGGGAGGGGUGGAGGGGGAACUCCCUAUCCCCCUCAGCCAGCAGACCCCCAGAUUUCCCCAAGGAUGACAGAUGAUUACGCAGGGAUGCAACAGCAGAGCCUGCACAGAGGCCAUCACCACCCCAGUCAAGCCAGCCACAUGCUUGCUUACAGUGCUAGAAACAGAGGUGCUGUGGAGGCAUCGCCGACACAGGGUAACAUUCACAGCGCCAACACUAACAACCCCUACAGGAAGGACGCCAUGGAUUAUUAUUUCUCAAUGGGUGGAAAGGACAGGCACAGAAGGGGGGGCAUGGCUUAUGGGGCAGGGUUUGGGUACCCUAACAUUGAUGGACAUAUACCUCACCAGUACCGGCAUUCUGGAUCUGGUUCUGCCCCAGCCUCUGGCCUGAUGUCACCAUAUCCAGUAGACUAUGGCUCCGGUGCUGGUUCGGGUGGAGGUGCCGGUGCUGGAGCGUUCUCUCCUUCUCAUCAGUACAAUAUGAGUCAGAAUGCUGCAAUGCAGUCAGUGCCUGGUUCUCAGAUGCAGCACCGCCAGCUUGGACAAACCUUCCCAGCUGUCCACCAUGGACAGCAGCAUAGGAACUAUCCACACUCUGGGCACAGAAUGACCCCUCAGUACCCACACUACUCCCCACAGGGUGGAGCAUCCACAGGGUCAUCGGGAAUGUACAGCCCUCCUCCACAGAGAUAUCUCGACGGGGCUGCUAGCGUGGGGUUCGAUCCCAAAGUCAACAGUUCUCCCAGUGUCAACGCUAGUUCAAACUCUCUCUCCAGUUCAGUUGCUGCUAACAAUGUUGGGCCAAUGGAGAAUGUUCAGCAAAGCUACCAUGCUUCAAAUUAUCCUGGAUAUUCCCAACAGACACUUUCACUUCACAAGCAAGCCGCCCUCCAGCACCGCAACUCGCAGCACAAUUUAGGGGUAGGCUAUGACAACUCUCUCAAGAUGCAGCACCAGGGCCCGCCUCCAGGCUCUGUAUAUGCUAAACAUCAUCAAGCCUCCAAUCCCAGUAUACCUCAAACAGCAUCUCAUGAAAUAGCCAAAUCCCCAAUGCAUCCCAAUGCUCAACAAACCCAAAUUAACCAAAACUUUAGCCCGAUAUCCAACCCCUCACCUGCUGCCUCUGCAGUGCAUUCCCCCAGUUGUAGCUCCUCUCCUUCACCUUUGAUGGGCGUCUCAGAGGUACAUGCAAACCCCUCAGGUCAUGGUCCUUCGCAUCCUCCUUCGUCAAACCCCCGUAGCAGCCAUGGUCAAGGUAGAUUACUGCAGACCAUGCCACAAUUAAGUCCCACACCCAACUCAAAUAGCAGCAUCAGUAGUUGUGGUAGCAGUGGCAGUCAUAAAGCUCACAGCAUGAGUGCAGUUGGAGGGAGCAGUCAUCCUCCGACGGGCCGAAACAAAUUGGGUUUAGGCACAGGAGUAGGAUCUCGAGAGGAAAGCUCCUCUAUUUAUUCAUGCUCUCCACUUGACAAAAUGCAGGAUGCUGGCCUGAAUAGUCUUAAUGCCUUGAGCUCGCAAGUAGCCAAUUUGCCAAACACAAUUCAGCACAUGCUCCUCACCGACUCAGUGCUUUCACAGAAGAAGGGAAAGGAUGUGGGGCAGAUGCAACAGGCAACGCAUGGGGCGCCCCCAUCACAACCAAGAAGUCGAAAUGCAAGUGCAGCCUCAAGCACUAGCACCGUUAAAGAUGGAAGUGCACCAGGGAUUGGUGAUGGCGCCAGUUUAGAUGCUGGUGCUGAUGAAGACUCCUCACUGAUGUCAGUUGGAGGCUCAUCAGGGACCAAGGUGGAGCGUGAAGAGCAGUUUUCUGAAGGGGAACAUGGGAGAGUGAGGCAGAUGAGUGGUGCUAGUAGUGGCUCUGAACCAACUGGCUAUCACCCUCCCUCUCAGAGUCAAACACAGACUGGGCAAGCAUCAGCUGUUAAAAGAAUUGCCUCACAUUCACCGUCAAAAGAACCAAAUGUUUCAGAAACAAAAGCAAAUGAAGCACGCAUUCCCUCUUCAUUAUCUCCAUCCUUUGGAUGUCAGUCAUCAGAGACUGGCCCAAUUUCACAUUCAACACCUCCAGUUUCCUCAUCCCCAUCAUCCACCUCCUCCAGUAAUCCUCCUCUGCAGCCAAAUUGUGUGUCAGAGCCUGGUCUCACAUACAAUGACCACAGAGGUGGCCAUAGGAGGACGACAGAAAUAAAAAAUGAGGUCAUCAAAAAGGAAAGUGAAGGCUCAGCUGACAAAACAGAGAAAGUCCGUAGCCAAACGCAGCGAGUUGGAGAAGUCAAUUCACAAAAUUGUCAGGACAAAGAAAACCGGUUGCACACUGCAUCCAGAUUACACAAUAAUGAGAGGGGAGAAAAGCAAGAAUCUGAGGAGCACCAGAGUGCCAGCAGUGUUGGUGUGAUUGUUUCAGCUCGGUCUGAGGGAAGUCACACUGAAAAAAGCAAGCAUCCCCAAGGCAACUGCAUAGAAGAGAAACACUCUUUCUUAAGAGAGUCGAGCAGCCAUAAUGGGGAGGAAGGUGUAGAUCUGAGUUUAUAUUCCUCCCUUCACCAAAAAUCUAAUUUUGGACGGCCUCAAAAUCCUCCCCAGUCUGGACCGCAUAAAUAUGUCUACCCAGAAUCAACAUAUGGCUCAGAUUUGACAAUGAAAAGCAGAGGGAGGGCUGGCCCGGCGAGUGUAAUGGAAUCAAAUUCCAGAUACUUAGGGUAUCAACAAUCACAGGCUGGUUACAGCCCUGUUCAUCCAAAAGAUGCUGGUUCUGUAGCAGAGGCUUUGGUAAAGAGAGGGCAAGGAGCAGGGGCUAAAGGUCAUGAGGAUAAUUUGCAGCAAUUCCCAAGCCUUUUACAAGAGGUUCUUCAAGGUUACAAUUUAGAUAGACGUUAUAGCAGACCAGAGCAGGCCUUUCCGGCCCAUCUCCAAGUACAACAACAGUUUCAAACCAGACACCCGUACGGCAUAUCUGAGGCUUCGGCUCAUUCUGGACAAAUGGGGAGCACUGGAAAGCCUCCACAUCCAAACCAGAGGCAUGGAACGGAGCCUAGUUUCCCCACAGAUGCUCAGUCCAAAUCAGAAAUGUCUAUUACUAAGAUAAUGCAAAAUGCUGAGAAAAAUGACAUGGGCAUGUCCCAGAGCCAUUUAACACAGGCGGCGGGGACUCAGCAACCCCCAACAAAACAUAUAAACUUAGCUGAUUAUUCCCUACCACAGAGAAAAGCCUUAGCUAAUGUGUCCACCCCGUCCUCUGCUGUGCAGGAGCUCCUUUUGCAAGAGCCAGAGCCGCUAACAGGCGGCAAUAGUCAAACUGAGUCUCAAAAAUCAUCAGGCUCCAUAUUAGCCCCAUCAGAGCGGCGCUCUGUCAUAUGUGAUGUGUCGCCAAACCAACGCGGCACACCAGAGAGGGACAGGGAAAGUGACAGAGAGAGAGAGCGGGAGAAAAGUCAGACUGGAGCCUCUGUGAUUCAACAGCCAUUUUCCUCUCCAGCAGCAGCCAGUGAUCUGAGUAAAAAGGAUAUUGGAGAGAAACAAGUGGUGAAAAUGGAAACGGCAUCAAGAGAGGCUGGCUCAGAGAACGCAAAUUUACAGACUGAUAACCAUGGCAGUGAUGCUGAUAUGGAGUAUCAUUCCAAGUCUGUUCACUCAUCUGCUGUGAUGAAUGCUGACCCCUAUAGGCGAGGGAAUGUUGAUAUUACACCCUUGCCUUCUCAUUCUUUGAGCUCCAACCCUUUAUCUUCACCUUCAAGGCAUCAGUCCUAUCUUCAUGGUGUUGAUUUGUCAACUGGCAGUGGCAGCAGUUUUCCUGGAUAUCGAUUUGGAGAUACAAGAGAUGGGAAUAUGAUACCACGCAGUAACCCCCAUUUUCCCUCCCACCAUCCGUACCACAAUUUAUCCCCCCAGGCACAGUCCACCAAUAAGCUUCAAAUGUAUCCUCACCCUCGUGGGCCCCCUCAUGUCCCUCAUGACAUGAAUGACUGGGUAAAAGCAAUGAACAGGCCAUCAAAGGAGAUGAUGAUGCAUCCUGGUUCUUCUCCAGGAAGACAUAAGGUCAGCCAAUCAGAGCCGAGGCAGAGGAUUAUCUCACAAACUGAAAUGCCUGGUGAGCUACACGCAACCAAAACUUCACUCCAUCAUCAAAGCGCUUUCUUUGAUUUGAAAAUGUGGGAGUCGACACACUCUGGAAGAGAAGGCGCUAGGAUGAUAGAGGGAGACUCCUUCUACAGAACACAACCGCCUCCUCCGCUCCCUCUUUCUGCUCCUCUAGCUUCACACGUCCCCAUUCCACCACAAAUGACUCAUGGCCUGAAUGCUGCUGAACCUGAGGUCCCAAGAGGAGUCGCAGAGGAAGUCAAACAUCCCUGCCCACCUCCUCCACCCAGCAUCACUAAGCCCUCUGCUGAGAUGAACUCCACACAGCCACAGGUGCAGCGUCAGACUAAAGCCGGGGGUUCUGGAGACACAAAUCCGCUCAUAUUGCGAAGGAGGGUUCGUUCUUUUAUCUCUCCUAUUCCCGCCAAAAGGCAACUCCAGGAUGCGUCUCAGCAGAGAGCUGCCACAAAUUCACAUCACUCCCCUGGGGCUCAGUCUGAGUCUAGCCAUCACAAUGAAGAUGACUCAUCCAGUUCAGAUAUCCCAUGUCCCAGGCUCUCUUCCCCUCUUCCUGGAGAUAAUACCUAUUUACAACCUCUAUCUCCAUCAAGUGGUAAUGCCAGGGCUGUGCCUCCCAGGAAAGGACGAGGUUUGAAACUGGAGGCAAUAGUCCAGAAAAUCACACCAAAUCUAAAAAAGCCACCAGGCCAUGUUGAUGAUGAGUCAAAUCAUUACCCAGGCUUCUCCCACUCAGAAAUACCACCGUUUAAUGAUUCACAGGACCAAGACUUGGCACAUUUCCGUAGGGUUGCAGGAGGGGAUGAUAGUUACAUGGAUGACAGUCAUUCAUUAAACGACUUGAUUUCCUUCAGAGGAGUUGAUGAGACCGGGCCUUUACCUCCGUCUGCCUACCCAUGUGAUCCUCAUCAGACGUCCCAAACCCUAAAACAAGACUUUGACUUUGGAUUAGGAUCCACUGUUUCAUCGGCAUCUGGUGACAAGGAGGAUUUUGCUUUGCUUGGACCUUUACCCCCUCCUCCACCGCUUCCUCGCCCAGUCCAGGGUUCCCCACCUCCAUCUUCAUCAGCCCUGUCCGACAUUCAACAUUUCACCAACACUUACCAGCAGCUUGAGACAAGAAGAGGAGAGCAGUCGGCGGCUAACCUUCUUCGGCAGAAACUUCAAGAGUCUGGCAUUGGAUUUGAUGAUUAUCCUGGCAGUGACUACUAUGGCACCCCACCCCACCAUAACCAGGGUCAAGGACACAUGCUGAAUAGGCAACAUCAGAUGUCCUCUAGUAGGUCCAGCAUGUCGCCACAAGAUUCUAAGCUACAAGACAGUUCAGUGCCUAAAGGCUAUUUCCCAUCUGGCAAAAAGAAGGGGAGGCCAGUAGGAAGUGUGAAUAAACAAAAAAGGGCCCAGAACCAAGCCCAAACACCGGGGCAGGGUCAGCCCCAAGAACAGGCCCAGGGCACAACUCAGAGCGAACCCCCAGCCCCACUAGAGCCAACUACAGCUGGUGCCACAACCCCGCCGUUGGUGCAGACAACGAGCAGCACACCACCCCCUGCAUCAGACCCUCUGACCGACAAUAAAAACACUCCCCCACUGACCCCGCCCAUUUUAACCCAGAUAGUGAAAGUGGAUGUUGAGAGCGAGGACACACAGCCAGAGGUUGAAGUCAAACCGGUGCGAAGGAGACGCAGAGGUGGAAAAGAUGCGGAUGUGUCGCUGGAGGCAAGAGGACGACAGAGGAGGAGAAGGAGAGGAGCAGCACCGACGGCACCAUCGAUGGACAAAGACGACCCAGAUACACCUUUAGGGGGAGGAGGGAGCCAGGGCACAAAUAGAGUAAUUGUGGAUCCAAAUAGAAAGGGCCCGUUUUUUCCGCACAUACAUGUGGAGAACAAAGUACCAGAGAUCGGGGCAGUGUGCACCAUUGUUAACGGUGAGAUUGAUUCUCCCCUGACCUCAGCUCUGACCUCCCAGUUAUCUAGGAGAGACAGAGAAUCGGAGAAAAGGGACACCGACGAGGUGGAGACUACACUUCAGUCGGGAAAAGCACUCCCUUCAUCUGGCUUUAUUGUUUCAGGCCCCGUGAUUACAGAGACCAAUCACUCUGGCCGCCUGCUCUGCUGCCUGUGUCAGAAAUGGGCAAAUUACAAACAUCUCGGAGAUCUCUAUGGGCCUUUCUAUCCAGCUGAAUAUGCCGCAAAGCUCCCCAAGAACCAGCCCCAGGUCCGACAAUGUCAAACGACCACAGGCACAAACAAAACGGGACCAACCUCAGACAUGAGCUCAAAUGCUCUGUGCACCAACCAAGACACACAAACACAAGAUGCUCAGUUUAUCAAGCCCCCACCUGAGCCCGACUAUGCCAUCAGCCUAGAUUCAAACCCAGUACCUCUCACCACUAGAGUCAGAGCGGCACCAACAGCUGGUGGAGAGGAAAUGAUGAUGCAAAUGACCGGCAAGUUCAGUAACCCCGCCUCAUUUUCCUCCUCCUCUUCGUCCUCUUCGUCCUCCUCGUACUACACCAGUAAAACAACGUCUCUGACCUGGGACAUGAAUCUAGACAUCCGGCCUAUCCCGACGCUUAAGAGAGAGCCAGACCUUGAUAUGGACAAGCAACAGCCGCAAAUCCAGCAGCAGCUGCAGCAGCCAACAGACGAAGCUCAACAGCGACCCCAGCACAGAAAGCUGACCUCACACCCCCGCUUCAAAAGGAGGCACAAAUCCAGUGAGGAUUCCCCCAGAAUGGUGCCAUCCAACAGUAAGGCCUCCUUGCCCUUCCAGCCCCCUCCGCCCGCCCUGGACUCCCUGGGACCCUUGGCCCAACUCGCCCAGCUCCCUCAGAUGCCCAUGGACCCAGAGGAGCUGUGGGUCCAUGAAGGAUGCAUAGUGUGGACCAGUGGGGUGUAUCUUGUCAACGGGAGACUGUAUGGCCUGCAGGAGGCACUAGAUGGCGCCAGAGAAACAUGCUGCUCGUACUGUGAGAUGGUUGGCUCAACCCUGGGCUGCUACAGCAAAGGCUGUACACUCCGCUACCAUUACCUGUGCGCUAUUGAAGCAGAUUGCUCUCUGAACGAAGACAACUUCUCACUGCGGUGUCCGAAGCACAAGGUAAAGAAGGAGAGUUUACCCAGAGCAUCCGGCCAGCCAAGUCAGUGUACCUGGAGCAGUCAGAGAGAGGCUGAGAGAACCGCAGAAGAAGAAGAGACACAGGAGUCUGGGAGCUGUUAGUUUGGUCAAUAGAAGACUGAGAAGCUGGACUUGUUUGUGAAGCAGUCCGAAAUGUGAAAGGACAGGACUGGCAUCCGUGACAGAGAUCAACAAAAGGGAAUGUACAAUUUCUCAACGGGAAUCAGCAUUAUUUACAUGUAAGACAAUGGAGAAAAAGAAAACUUUUUUUUUUCUUUUUUUCUAAGAGAACUGUUGCUCUUUACUUCAAAGCAGAAAAAGAAAAAAACAUGAACAUGCAACAGAGCGGAGUGGAGCUACAAGUAAAAGAUGAAAAAAUGAGACGUCAAGACUGAUGAUGGAACUAAAGGAACUUUUUUUGUAGAGAACAAAAGAAACAAACUUCCUCUCUAGGCUUACUUUGAUUUUCCUCAGACACCCUCAAAGUGUAAAACUCUUGUUUAUCAUCAUCUGUAUUAUCAUUAUCUUUUUUUUUUACGGUAUUUUUUUGGUUGCUUUGCAGAGGUGUUUUGGGAGCAAGCUGGGUGUCAAAUCCAGAAAAGAAACGGAGAGAAUUUAAAUAUCCUCUCACAAGUAGUAUUUUAUCUUAUGAUAUUAGGAUGACCACGAUUAUUAUUUUAGUCCUCAUUAUCAUUUUGUAUCCUUGUCAGUAUUUACUCAUGAAAUGAAAUGGAUGUAUUUCACUUUAUAUUCUGUCAACACAUGAAUUCGAUUUCCUUUUUUUUUUUUUCAUUCCUGGAGAGGGAGGAGCCAGAGUGAUGUCUGGAAUGUCAGGGUCGAGUUUGCCACAAAGACAUUAUUGCCUUGGAGAACGGACAUCUGUUGCCUUUCAAAAGUCAUGUGUGUGUGUGUGUGUGUGUGUGUGUGUGUGUGUGUGGGUGUGAGAGUGAGAGAGAGAGAGAGAAACUGAAAAAAAUGCCGAUAUCUGGGUCUUUGAUUCCAUUUUGGUCCUUUUGAAAAGUGUUCUUAUUUUUCAUCACUGGGGUUUUUACGGUACAGAUAGUAUUCAUGAAAAAAAAAUUCCGAUGGACACAAUCUUAUUUUUCAAGUACAAAUGUUCCUAAUGUGCAAAGAGAAGGACAGAGGAGGGGAUAACACUAUGGACUAAUGCGUGUCCGCCAUCUUUGAACGUGCUGACAGGAGGAAGAUGAACACGAGGACACAGAGGAGUUUUCAUCGUCAUGGAGCUGUGUACUGGGUGCACAAGUUAACACGAUCUACAUGGGAAUUUACAUUUGACUGACACGCCGUACAGUGAUGAAAAACAUUUUUGGUGAACUAGAAACUUCGGAGAAGGUGUCAUAUGAACGGCUGUGAUUGGCCAACCGUACUGGCCAAUGAGGAGUUAGCCUUACCAAGUACUUCUGAAUGGUUUCGUUAUGCGUGACACAGCAGCGUUUCGAUCGGGAGAUGCAAAAUCCAUUCUAAAGAAGCAUUGCCAUAAAAUUUUAAAAGUGAGUCGUACAUGGUGUUGUCUUUAUCAUUUUUUAUUGUUAUUCUUGUAAAAAAAAAAAAAAAAAAAAAGUCAAACUGAGAAGAAGACAGUUACACUAUCAGAACCAUGCUGUAUUAGAAACCUGUCAAUAUGUAUAUGAAUUAUGAAUACACUUAAAAAAAA